Molecule: messenger RNA, 902 nt
Organism: Musa acuminata subsp. malaccensis (wild Malaysian banana)
Lineage: Eukaryota; Viridiplantae; Streptophyta; Magnoliopsida; Zingiberales; Musaceae
Product: dehydration-responsive element-binding protein 3-like
Biological process (GO): regulation of DNA-templated transcription
Molecular function (GO): DNA binding; DNA-binding transcription factor activity
Source: RefSeq, a predicted model, not a curated record
UGGGCGAUCAGCAGACUCGGUGUGGAACAAACCACUCUGAUCCCAGUAAAAAGAUCGGGGCUUUGACGACAAUGGUGGACUCCGAGCCCGAGAGCAGCGCCAAUUCCAUGUCUUCCAACUCGUCACCGUCUUCGUCUUCUCCCUCCCGAGCCCUUCAUCAUCGGCAAGCGAUGGGCACGUCGUCGAGUUCUGCAAAGAAGGCUGCCAAAGGCGGCGGCGCGGACCAGAGAAGGUACCCCGUGUACCGCGGCGUGCGGAAGCGGAGCUGGGGGAAGUGGGUGUCGGAGAUCCGGGAGCCCCGCAAGAAGUCGCGCAUCUGGUUGGGGACGUUCCCGACACCGGAAAUGGCGGCGCGCGCCCACGACGUGGCGGCGCUAAGCAUCAAGGGCGCCGCUGCUAUCCUCAACUUCCCCGAGCUGGCCGCCUCCCUCCCCCGACCCGCCACCCUCGCGCCCCACGACAUCCAGGCGGCCGCCGCGAAGGCCGCCGCCAUGGAGCCCGCGGCCCUGACGCAGUCCCCCAGCUCCUUGCCCGCCGCAGCCGCCGAGCUCGGUGAGAUCGGCGAGCUGCCGCGACUGGAUGGCUGGUUCCUCGAAUCGGUCGAUCCAGGGGCCGACUUCCUCUACCACCACGACCCGCUCGACUCGUUUCUGUAUCCGGAAAGCGAUCUUUACGACUCGACGUCCGAUCAGAUGUGGUGGUCGGAUGCUUUGGUUCCCACCAGCUUCGACGCUGGUCUAUGGGACUACUGACUCUCUCUCUCUCUCUCUCUCUGCGCUUGAGAAGGGAUGGAAGAAGGAAAGAGUUGAUUGGUUCAGCGCAUGCAAUCAAUUCGUUCCAUGUCUGUCAGGGAUGAAACCUUCGUCCCGCUGCAUGUUCCCGAAUUCUUUGUCGCUUACAUA